CCACUUGUGUCUGCACCGCCCCCUGCCUGCCUCUUCCCACUGCCUCUCACUGCCUCCUUACCAUGGCGGAAGUCGGUAGACGUCAGCAUGCUCGGGUUAAAGGAGAAGCCUCCCCGAGGCCCCCAGCAUACAGGGAUGAGGGUUUGGGGAUGGCGGCCGAAACGAUGACGGUGCUGAUCAAGCUGCUGGCAGCCGCCUUCUACGGCGUGAGCUCGUUUUUCAUCGUGGUGGUGAACAAGAGCGUGCUGACCAAUCGCAGGUUUCCCUCCUCACUAUGUGUGGGACUUGGCCAGAUGUUUGCCACUGUGGUUGUAUUAUGGGUGGGAAAGGCACUGAGGGUUGUCCAUUUUCCUGAUUUUGACAGGCACAUACCUCGAAAGACUUUUCCUCUACCUCUUCUGUAUUUUGGGAAUCAAGUAACGGGAUUAUUCAGCACAAAGAAGCUCAAUCUUCCAAUGUUCACAGUCCUUAGACGGUUCUCGAUCUUGUUUACAAUGAUUGCUGAGGGUUUCUUGCUAAAGAAAAAAUUUUCCCGCAGCAUUCAGAUGACCGUAUUUUCUAUGAUAAUUGGAGCAUUUAUUGCUGCCAGUGCUGAUCUAGCUUUCGACCUUGAAGGUUACAUAUUUAUCCUAAUGAAUGACGUUCUAACAGCUGCAAAUGGGGCCUAUGUAAAACAGAAACUCGAUUCAAAGGAACUUGGGAAAUAUGGUCUUCUUUAUUACAAUGCAUUAUUCAUGAUUUUGCCUACACUGGGAAUUGCAUACGUCACUGGAGAUAUUGACAAGGUUAUGGAAUAUGAAGGAUGGGGGGACUUCUUCUUCAUUGUGGAGUUCACUCUGUCAUGUGUCAUGGGUUUUAUUCUAAUGUAUUCCACGGUCCUUUGCACUCAUUAUAAUUCAGCCCUGACAACGACGAUAGUUGGUUGCAUUAAAAACAUUUUAAUAACAUACAUUGGAAUGUUUUUUGGAGGAGAUUAUAUUUUUUCAUGGACAAACUUCCUGGGAUUAAAUAUCAGUAUUGCUGGAAGCCUGGUAUAUUCCUACAUAACCUUCACAGAAGAGAACAUGAACAAGCAGGCAGAAUCGUUAGCCAAACUGGACAUUAAAGGGAAAAGUGCGGUGUGAGCCGGAGUCCCAGCCCUGCCCUGUGCAAUCUCACCUGGGUACAUGAACUGCAUGUACAACUUCACAAGGCUAUUGCUAAUUUGCACAUUUGAUGGACAGAAAUAAUUGAAAGAUAAUUGCCUUUUUUAUAUAUACAUAUCUAUAUAUUUUAGACAUUUUGAUUUUAGAGAUACACAUAUUUAAAUUCUUGAUCAGCAACAAAAUAAGUAUUUUUUUAAUGCUUGAUUUAACCCAGUUGUUACUGGCAACACAUUUCACUCUGGCUUCAAGUGCACAAACAGCUGUGUAAAUAAGGCUAGCUUUAUUUCAUUGUCUGCUAAAUGAUACAUGUGUGAGACAUAGUGUAUCUGUAUAGGUAUAGUAAUAGGCAUUGCCAACCUAUUGCCACAACUCCCAGUGCAGAUAAUGGGAGCUGUAUUGGACAUCUCUGCCCUUGCAAUGUGUACUUUUUUAACUGUAUUUUUUAAAACUUUUUUUUUUUUUUUUAGACAAUUUCCCUUUUUGUAUGCAGUAACGUAUUUUCUUAUUCUAUGAUUCCUCAUAAAUGAUGAGCCUCUCUGUUAAAGUGACAUAAGUGAGCCAUCUUAAGUUUGUGGCCAUCUUUCAGCAGAGUAUAUUAUUCUGUGUUACGUGAACUGUAGCUUUUGCAUUGGCAGUAUGAAUUUUUCCUUAUUUCUAUAACAUACUCUAGAUUUGAAUACGGUUCUUUUUAUUGUGCAGGCCAGUGAAAUAUGGGGUGCAGCUUUGAUUUGGCUGUGUUUGCUGAGGCCUUUAUCUCUGCAGAUGCAGGGUCUUUAAUUUGAUUCACAGUGUGCACACUAUCUAGGUCAGUGCUCCAGAUGAAAGUGGUUCACAGCAAUCGCCUGCACCACCAGUCAAGUGUUUAUGUGUUUGCUACACAACACUAGCCAUGGACCAGCUCUGUACAUCAUGUCAGGGAGUUCCCUGACCAACAAGCGAGUGUCGAUCAAAAAUUGUGCUCAAUGGCAGGUGUCUCAGCUAGCUCCCACCUGUGUCUGCCUUUAUAACAGUUUCAGGUGGUACUGGUCUGGCCCUAAACAUACAGUUGCGCUACAACUUGUUUGUAUUGUUUUCUAGCCUGUACAUGUAUCAUAUAAACUCUGAAAGUAUACAUAACCUUCCUGUCAUCAACACUUCUGUCACAGGUGGAGGUUUGUUGCUCUAAGAAAUGUCUGUAUAAAAACUACUGAAAGAGUAGUGUGAGGCCCAUAGGCAUUGCUUAGAAGAGCUGUGUUUUAGCUGUGCCAAUCUGCCUUUUUGGACAUUCAUAUGGAAUCCGUUUAGUAAAAUGAAUUGUAUUACUCACUAAUCAUGUUACACAGCAGGAAAGAGAGGAGAAAAAUGUAUACAUUAUACACUCAAAAAGGAGUAUUUAAAGAUUUAGGUAUUUUAAAAACAAAAUCAGUAUGUUUUAUCAUGUUAACGGUGUUUUGCCAUAAUUGUAUCAAAUGUUUUAAUGACCGAAUUGGCAUAAUGUGAAUAAACGCAGGAUGAGUAUCAGCCCCUACACCUUGACAGUUGUGGGUGCACCUGGAGCAUUGCUUCGGCCCGGGUGCAGCCACUGUAAGCGGAGUUUAGCGUGCAACUGCUUGUGUAUGCAGUUUGGUGCUGAAUUCAGUUUAGUGUGGCUGCAGGUUGAGAAUAUGCCCAGUGCGGCACUAGCAAUAAGAUACAUUAUUGCUAAUGCUCACCCCUCUUUUUCAGAAGAAAUACAUAAUGGCGAUUUCUCUGUCAUUUUUAUUUAAAGUUUCCAAAUGCAGCUCAUUCACACAGCGAUAGGGAAGCUGAUGUGUACUGUCUUCACAGCAGUCUGGAUGGGGCCAAAUGUAUAUUUUUAGUGUGUUACUGCAUUAAAAAUAUUGAGCUCAAAAUGUGACACACUAGUUGUAUGCCAGCUCUCAAAAUCCCAUAGUGCAAGUCCAGACUGGGGUCAUAGAUGACUUUUCUGUAACCUGCACUGAUGAAUAUCAUUUUUAUUUUUGGUACUGUUCUAGAGGCACUGUAUCUUUUUAACUGCUUUUUCUUACUGACUGGAAUGUACAGUGUAGUUGCAGCUUGGUCAAUUUUUUACUGCACUUGUCCACAGUCUUGUGGGGAAAAGUAUAUUUCCAAAACAAUAAACAUGAUGUGUGUGCUGACAAUGCAGUCAGCAGGGGAUUAGCAUUCACACAUUGCGUACAGAAGCAAGGUUCAUAUUUAAACUUUGCCUGAUUAUUUGGGGUGCAAGUGUGCUGCAUCUAUUGAUUCUGGGCACAAAGGGAGCUACUAGCUGGUAAGGUGGUGACAGUAGUUUAGGGUUUCCCUGCAUUAGUAGUCAGUGCAGUGACAGUAUACAAUUGACUGUGGGGAUAUUGUGGAGACCAACCAUAAAUAGUACAACUUUGUAGCCAUCUUACCAGCUCCUGAACAUACUAAUAUAAACUAGGGAUGCACCAAAUCCAGGAUUCUGUUCAGGAUUUGGCAUUUUCCAGCAGGAUUUUUAGUCCGUCGCAUCCAAGUGUCCUGGCUGAACCGAAUCCCAAAAAAUCACGUGACUUUUCAUAACAUGAGCACAUAAGUUGAACAUUUUUUAGCAAAUGGUUCUUUAACACUUUCGUAGCCUAAUUCUGAUAUGCAAAUUAGGAUUUGCCUGAAUCUUUCGUGCAGGAUCUGGUGCAUCAAAAUCCAAAAUGACUACCAGAACACUAUAUAAGGUACACUACUAUGCACAUUUUGCCACCAGGGUACUGUACCCACAAGCUGUUUAAUCAUGUUUUAUUUUCACUGGACCCAAGUCAAUUUGUGAAUACAGUAACCUGGAGGUAGAAUGGACAUAGUUGUGUACUUAGUAUGUCCCUGAGCUGUUCAUUGGCUCUGUAUAAAGCACAAAAUCCUGACUUGGAUAUAAUCUGGACCCAGGUCAUUUUUUUUAAUACAGUACCCUGGUGGGGCACAUUAUACUGUAUUAUAGUAUUUCUGUGUGAUUACUUUUCUCAUGUUACAUGUGCCAUUGUCUACUGGAGGAACCCAUGGCAGGCUCCCUUCAGCGUGGGACUCAUCAGUUGUCUGGGUUGGUGCCGCACUUUCAUAGAGACUGUAUUUCACUAUCCAAUGCCACCUGGUCUGAGCACUCCUACAGUUUUUCUGGCCUCACGUUGCAAUCCAUUUGUUUUCUUAAAGUUUAAAGGGGUGUUAUUUAAUCUGGCCAUAUGGGAUUGGCAUUUUUAUUGGAACUCUGCCUUAUGCAAUUGUAUUUUAGUAUUUCUGAAAGUGUAAAGAACACCAGAGGCUAUGUAAUAAUCUGUAUUUAUUAAAGGCAUUUAGAAACUAUUUCCAGUAUUUAUUUGUAUACCAUGCUGUCUGUGCAAAUGUUAAUCCUAUCCUUUUUCUGUACGACUAGGAACUUUUUAAAAAGAUGUAGUACUGGUUUUAUUUAAGUAAAUGUACCAACUGUUUUUGUACAUGCUUUAAAUAAAAGCAUCUGAAAAGA
Molecule: messenger RNA, 4614 nt
Organism: Xenopus tropicalis (tropical clawed frog)
Lineage: Eukaryota; Metazoa; Chordata; Amphibia; Anura; Pipidae
Gene: slc35d1
Product: solute carrier family 35 member D1
Exons: 12
Coding region: 63-1124 (353 amino acids)
Biological process (GO): UDP-glucuronate transmembrane transport; UDP-N-acetylgalactosamine transmembrane transport; UDP-N-acetylglucosamine transmembrane transport
Cellular component (GO): membrane
Source: RefSeq, a predicted model, not a curated record